AUGGCCCCAAGUCUAGCAGCAUCUCAGCUUGAGCUCAUUCGCGGCAUGAUUCUAAGCAGAUUAUUGACAACCGCUCAAAUGGCCGACGUGGCUGGUUGCAAUGAGCGCAGCAUUCGAUAUAUUCGUUCGAACCUGCGACUUUUCGGCAGUGUCAAAGCACCUCCAAUCAAAGCCGGCCGACCGCGAAUGGUAACCCUGCCUAUGCUGGACGCCCUUUGCGAGCAUCUCCUCACGAAGCCGGAUCUGUAUCUAGACGAAUGACGACUUUCUUAUGGGAUGAAUUUGAGAUUGUAGUGACAACCGCCGUUAUAGGAGGGCACUUAUACCAGUCGGAUGGUCAAAGAAAGCAGCCCGUCGGAUUUCUGGAGACCAUAAUGCGGACUUACGGAACUGCUAUCUUCACAGUCUGUCUGAAUUUCGUUCGUACCGCCAUGUUCAUAUCGAUGAGGCGGGAUGCGACAAGCGGGUUAGAUUCCGGCGAACAGCAUAGUCCCCCAUUGGGAUAACACCAGUGCAAAUCUCUCGGAUUCAUCGCGAACGGUGAUAUCAAGUAUUGCCAGCGUAUGCCCAGCAUAGUGUUAUGCUUGCCUGUAAAUUCCAGGGAACUAGUGAUGCAUUGAUAUUCAAAAAUUUGUGGAGCAGCUGCUUCAUCAUUGCGAGGUAGCCGGAACCCAAACCUGUGCUGAUAAUGGACGAUGCAUCGUUUCAUCAUACCGAGCGUGUGGGACAGAAUUGUAGUAACGCCAGGGUGAAGUUGCUGUACCUGCCUCCAUACUCACCGGACCUCAAUCCCAUUGAGGAAAUGUUUGCAGAGUUCGUUCAUUAAGCGCAAUUGGAAGGUAUAUAAGGAUUACCCAGAGCUGAUAUUCGAUGCAAUACUAAAAUGGUUCAUUGACAUUGUGGGCGCCAGAAAACAGAACGCGGAAGAUCAUUUCCGACAUGUUGGGAUUAUUACUCUUCAAAUUACGGCCUUUGAGCUUGACGGAACCAACCGUAAUGAUCCGGCGUCCCGCUUGUCGAUCUAG
Molecule: messenger RNA, 1025 nt
Organism: Aspergillus niger
Lineage: Eukaryota; Fungi; Ascomycota; Eurotiomycetes; Eurotiales; Aspergillaceae
Source: the annotation of a RefSeq genome assembly